Messenger RNA from Bombus pyrosoma, 2803 nucleotides. RefSeq names its product heat shock protein 83-like (gene Hsp90). The transcript has 3 exons. The record is from RefSeq and is a predicted model, not a curated record. The coding region runs from base 181 to 2358 and encodes 725 amino acids. Gene Ontology annotation, cellular component: protein-containing complex; perinuclear region of cytoplasm; cytosol. Lineage: Eukaryota; Metazoa; Arthropoda; Insecta; Hymenoptera; Apidae. Gene Ontology annotation, biological process: protein folding; protein stabilization; cellular response to heat. Gene Ontology annotation, molecular function: ATP binding; disordered domain specific binding; ATP-dependent protein folding chaperone.
AUUGAAUACUCUGAAAAGUGACGGCGGACGUAACGGAUCUCCGAGAGUGAUAUAAAGCGAUAUUUCCUCUGCGAUUAUAUUCGUACGAUAUAAUCACAACGUUAGUGUGAAACAAAUUAUUUCUGAUUAAUUUCUGUGUGUCGAUAUUUAAUUAUACGUAAUUAAAUACAGUGAGAAAAGAUGCCAGAAGACGUCACCAUGGUCGGUGCCGGCGAGGUUGAAACCUUCGCCUUUCAGGCUGAAAUUGCACAAUUGAUGAGCUUAAUUAUUAACACCUUCUAUUCAAACAAAGAAAUUUUCAUUCGAGAAUUGAUUUCGAACGCAUCUGAUGCGUUGGACAAAAUCCGUUAUGAAUCUCUCACAGAUCCAUCCAAAUUGGACACAUGCAAAGAGCUAUUUAUCAAAAUUGUUCCCAAUAAAAAUGAACGUACCUUGACUAUCCUUGAUUCUGGUAUUGGUAUGACAAAAGCUGAUUUAGUCAACAACUUGGGUACCAUUGCUAGGUCUGGUACAAAGGCAUUUAUGGAAGCUCUUCAGGCUGGUGCAGAUAUUUCUAUGAUUGGUCAGUUUGGUGUGGGUUUCUACUCCGCUUACCUUGUAGCGGAUAAAGUUAUUGUCAUCUCAAAACAUAAUGAUGAUGAACAAUAUGUUUGGGAGUCUUCUGCUGGUGGUUCCUUCACGGUCCGUCCUGACAGUGGAGAGCCAAUUGGAAGAGGUACCAAAAUUAUCUUGCACAUCAAAGAAGACCAAACUGAAUACUUGGAGGAAUCCAAAAUCAAGGAAAUUGUCAAGAAACAUUCUCAAUUUAUUGGCUACCCGAUUAAACUUGUUGUUGAGAAAGAAAGAGACAAAGAACUAAGCGAAGAUGAAGAAGAGGAGGAAGAAGAGAAGAAAGAAGGAGAAGCUGAAGAUACCAGCAAGCCUAAAAUUGAAGAAGUUGGAGAAGAUGAAGAUGAGGAUAAACCAAAAGAUGAGAAGAAGAAGAAAAAGAAGACCAUUAAGGAGAAGUACACCGAAGAUGAGGAACUAAACAAGACAAAACCAAUCUGGACAAGAAACCCAGACGACAUCUCACAAGAAGAAUAUGGUGAAUUUUAUAAAAGCUUAACCAAUGACUGGGAAGAUCAUUUGGCUGUCAAACAUUUCUCGGUAGAAGGUCAAUUGGAAUUCCGGGCGUUGCUCUUCAUUCCACGACGUGCACCGUUUGACCUUUUCGAGAAUAAGAAGAGAAAGAAUAACAUCAAAUUGUAUGUACGCAGAGUUUUUAUUAUGGACAACUGCGAAGACCUUAUCCCAGAAUACCUUAACUUCAUCAAAGGUGUUGUGGACAGUGAAGAUCUUCCAUUGAAUAUUUCCCGUGAGAUGUUACAACAAAACAAAAUCCUCAAAGUCAUCAGGAAGAAUCUUGUCAAAAAAUGUCUAGAACUUUUCGAAGAAUUGUCUGAAGAUAAGGAGAGCUACAAAAAAUGCUAUGAACAAUUUAGUAAGAAUAUAAAAUUAGGUAUCCAUGAAGAUAGUCAGAAUAGGAAGAAACUCUCAGAAUUACUUAGAUAUCACACAUCUGCAUCUGGAGAUGAAAUGUGCUCGUUGAAGGACUAUGUUGGAAGAAUGAAGGAAAAUCAGAAACACAUCUAUUAUAUCACUGGUGAAAGCAGAGAGCAGGUUGCCAACAGUUCGUUUGUAGAAAGAGUUAAGAAGCGUGGUUUUGAAGUAGUGUACAUGACAGAACCCAUUGAUGAAUAUGUUGUCCAACAACUGAAAGAGUUUGAUGGCAAACAGUUGGUAUCUGUAACGAAAGAGGGCUUGGAACUUCCAGAGGAUGAGGAAGAGAAGAAGAAGCGCGAAGAAGACAAAGCUAAAUUCGAGAAUCUCUGCAAAGUUAUGAAAGACAUCUUAGACAAGAAAGUAGAAAAAGUUGUAGUAUCCAACAGGUUAGUCGAUUCUCCAUGCUGUAUCGUUACAUCACAGUAUGGAUGGACUGCAAAUAUGGAAAGGAUUAUGAAAGCUCAAGCCCUCCGAGAUGCAUCCACUAUGGGAUAUAUGGCUGCCAAGAAGCAUUUAGAAAUCAAUCCAGAUCAUCCAAUCAUGGAGAAUUUGAGGCAAAAGGCUGAAGCAGACAAGCAUGACAAAUCUGUAAAAGAUUUGGUCAUGCUUCUGUUCGAGACAGCACUUCUCUCUUCCGGUUUUGCUCUCGAAGACCCACAAGUACAUGCAUCCAGAAUAUACAGGAUGAUCAAACUUGGUCUUGGUUUCGAUGAUGAUGAUACACCAAACGUAGAGGAUGAGAAGAUGGAUACAGAAGUUCCUCCAUUGGAAGAUGACACAGAAGAAGCGUCUAGAAUGGAAGAAGUAGAUUAAGACUUUUACUGUUUAAAAUUACUUAACUAAAUCCAAAGACUUCUAGGAUGUAGAAAGACUGUUACAAAUUAAUUUUACUUAAGUAUUAAAACUUUUUUUUGUCUUUCUAUAUGUAACAGAAUGAAGUGUCACGCCUAAUUAAGUAUCGCAUAGUGCUAAUUAAUAUCUAUUCAUUUGAGAAAUAUGACAAAGUAGAAGUUCCCUGCAUUCCGCCAAUAAUAGCGCUCUUCAAAUCAAGCCUGGCACUUGAUUCUGUCCCCAAAUUCUUUUUUAUGGUGUCAUUUUCAUGCGUCAGCAUUAUCAUUUUAUUUUUUUUGCACUGCACAUCAUUACGAUUUCAUUUCGCACUUUCAUCAUUCCAUAUUGAAAUCGUCAUGUAGUCUGAUAAAAGAUUAAAACCGUUAUAAACAAUUUUGUGUGUAAUAAAACAACCUUACACAUUAAA